Dendrobium catenatum is the source of this 1992-nucleotide messenger RNA. RefSeq names its product proline-rich receptor-like protein kinase PERK1. The record is from RefSeq and is a predicted model, not a curated record. NCBI's taxonomy places the organism in Eukaryota, Viridiplantae, Streptophyta, Magnoliopsida, Asparagales, Orchidaceae. The coding region runs from base 1470 to 1829 and encodes 119 amino acids. The transcript is spliced from 2 exons.
UUGCCCUCCGAAGCAGCCGCUACUACAUCCUCUGCAGCUCGUCGUAUCCUCGUAUCCUCGUAUAUCUCUCCACCCUGACCUCCUCUCCCUCCCUCCCUUCUCUCCUUUUUGAUAUCCUCCGCGAUGGCCUCCACUUCAACUCCGUCGUCUCCGCCGCCUUUAUCUCCUGCUCGCUCUCCCUUCUCUCACCCCGCCCCGCCCCGCCAUUCUCCUUUUCUCCGUGCUCCGCCGCCCACCUCCUUUUGUCUGCAACACUAUGAUGCGCUCCCUCCUCGCUUUCCGCUCAUCCGCCUCACUCUUCAGCUUCCACCAGAUGCACCUCUCCUCUCUCCCUUCCAAUCACCAUACCUUCCCUCUCAUCCUGAAAUCCCUCUCCAUCCUCCGUUUCCUCCAUUCUGGCUUCUCUCUCUACUCCCACGUCCUCAAGCUCGGCCACCUCUCAGACUCCUACAUCUCUUCCUCCCUUCUCCAUUUUUAUGCUGUAUGCUCUGACUCCAAUUUUGCCGUCCACCUGUUCGACGAUUUUCCUUUGAAAGGGGUAGUUGCUUGGUUCACCCUCAUCGCCGGCCUUGCCAAGGAGGACCGCCCGGAAGAUGCUCUGCUCGUUUUCGAGUGAAUGCACUUCGUUGGAGUCACGCCCAACCGCGUCACCAUGGUGAGUACACUCGCUGCUUGUGCUGCCCAUGGCGCCUCCCUUGAUUUCGGUCAGUGGAUUCACCGCCAAGCGACCCAUGCAGGUUGGGAUCUUGACGUCGUUCUCAUUACGGCUCUCGUCGACAUGUAUUGCAAAUACGGCUGCAUCAAUGCCGGUUUCGAUGUGUUCUUGAGAAUGCCUCAGCGGAGUUUGUCCACUUGGAAUUCAUUGAUUCAAGGCUUUUCCUUUUCAAAAGGAGGGGCAAUGGCGCUAAAAUGGUUCUUAAGGAUGGAGGAGGAAGGUGUGAGAUCUGAUGCUGUUACCCUUGUUGGAGUCCUCACAGCUUGUAGCCAUUCGGGGUUUUUUUUUUUUUUUUCCAUUCGGGGUUGGUAGAGCCUGGGCGGAGGAUAUUUGGCAUGGUUGUUUGAGGUAAGUUUGGGUUUAAAACAGGGAUCAAACAUUAUGGGUGUAUGGUGGAUCUUUAUGGAAAGGCAGGGUUACUUGAUGCGGCUGUAGAAUGCAUUCAAAUGAUGUCGUUUGAGCCUAAUGUUGUCAUCUAUGGAUCCUUGUUGUCUGGUUCGCGAGCAAGAAAGGAGAUGCAUUUGAGCGAAUUUGCUGUAAGGAGAUUAGUAGAGAUACAGCCUAAAAAUGCUGCACAUUAUGUGCUGUUAUCAAAUCUCUAUGUGGAGAUGGGGAUGUGGAAGGAGGCUGAGGAGGUGAGGAGGUCCAUGAGGGAGUUGGAUUUGAGGAAAGAGUCUGGUUGGUCUUUGACAGAGUGGGAUGAUAUGGAAGUAUUUUGAAGAGGUUGUUUAGUAUUUUUGUUACCAUACGAGGAAUGGAAAUUGCUGGUUUCCAGAAGCUGAGGACUGCAUUGUAUUUACGUAAGGUUCUUCGGGCUUUAGAAGGAGGUGUUCCCCUUGAAGAACUGAAUGAAGGCAUGCAACCAGGCCAUAGCAGAAUGCAUGACUCCUAUACUACUAAUGCUAGUUCUGAUUACGAUUCUCAAAUGUACAAUGAAGCAAUGCAGAAGUUCAAAACAUUAGCAUUGCGAAGUCAAGUAAAUUCAAGUGCGAGUACAGUGGAACAACCAGUGGAAUAUGGUCUUGCUCCCUCUGUAACGAGCAGUGAAGGCCAGAACACACGUGAAAUGGAGAUGAGAGUAAUGAAGAACUUUCAUAGCUAUAGCAGUAGCUAGCCGUUAAGACUGAACUAGGUUUCAUUGAAGAGCCUUGCAUCCCUUGUGACUUUCGGAAGUGUUAAGCGAGAGGAUAUCAACAUUUGGGUGCUCUGUACAAUCUAUACGCAAUUAUUUUGGUGAAAAAUUGAACAACCAACAAUAUAAUUCAUUUACACGUAAA